AUAAUAAGUCCAGUUGUCUUUUGAAUAUUAAAUGAGUGCACGUUUACUAGACGAUACGAACAGGUCGUGAGCCACUCCGCUGGAAUUGAAGUGAAUUUGAAGAUUCCAAGUAUUUUUGUGCCUUUUUUAAUAUUCGCGGUUUGGAUUUAACGACAGCAUGCUGGAGAAUAAAUUGACAAUUUUUAGAAAACAAUAUCGCAUGCAAAUAUUAGGCGCACUCACGUUUCAAAUUAUGAAUUUCGCACAUGGUUUCGGCACGGGAUGGUUGUCACCGAUAGUACAAAUUAUACAAUCACCUGAAACACCGUUAAGUUUUCCUGUUACCGUUGAACAUAUUUCCUGGAUAGGUUCGAUGUUUGGUUUUGGGUUUUUGUCUGGGAACAUUCUGUUUGCGGUAACGAUCAAUCGCUUUCGACGCAAAUUUAAUUUGUAUAUUUUGGCUUUUCCACACAUGAUUUUUUGGAUACUGGCUUACUUUGCUGAAAAUAUCGACUAUCUAUAUGUGGCACGCUUCUUAGCUGGUGUCACAGGUGGCGGGUUGUUCGUGAUUGGACCGAUUUUUCAGAGCGAAAUUUUAAACAAAAAUAUACGCGGCGCUAUAAUGUCGUUGGGUAUGUUGUUCCUCAGUGGUGGCACUGUAAUGGGUUUCAUAUUGCCAACAGUACUGAACUACCACGUAAUACCCUGUAUUGCGUUGCUCUUUCCAAUUGUGUUUCUAAUAGCUCUAUAUUUCUUUCCGGAGACACCACAAAGCCUGCUAAAAAGCAAUAAUCUCACAGAAGCCAAAGCUGCUUUUGAUUUUUAUAACGGCGUAGGAACUGAGAAAAGUCCGUCGUUCCGCUCAAGCGUAAAUGCGUCGGAGCCAGUGCAAAAUGAAUUUGAAGAGCUAAGUACAAAUAUUUUAAAAGGCGACUCCAGCCAAUCUGUCACAAUGGAUGACUUCCUCACAAAAUCUGCACUCAAGGCGUUUGCUAACGGCACUGUGCUGUGCAUUCUUUACCAGUUAUCGGGCUGCUUCGCUUUUCUCAACUACAUGACCUCAAUAUUUGCCGCAUCUGGUUCGGUAAUGGAUCCAUACUUCUGCACAAAUAUUGUUGGCAUCACACAUAUUAUCGGUUGUUGCAUUGCCACAGUAUUAGCGGAGCAUAUUGGUAGAAGAGCGUUGUUGUUUUUCUCAACAAUAGGCAUGGCUGUGAGCAUGUUCAUCUUUGGCGUCUUCCUCCAGCUCGCAGACACCCGGUUGAUGGAAAUGUAUUAUUGGGCGCCACUUGUCUUCAUGAUGAUUGUGAUCUUUUUUACAGCUAGUGGACUUUUUGGCAGUUUCUACACUAUUCUGGUUGAAGUUUUGCCGGUAAAGAUGUUAACAACGAAGUUACCACUGCUUGGUAAACGGUAUCGCAUGCAGAUACUGGUGGCGCUAACAUAUCAUAUUAUGAGCUUUGCUCAUGGCCUUGGUAUCGGAUGGGUGUCACCCACGGUGCAAAUCAUACAAUCGCCUCAGACACCGUUAAGUUUUCCCGUAACCGUAGAGCAGGUAUCAUGGAUUGGUUCACUCUUCGGUUUCGGCUUUUUGAGUGGAAAUAUUAUGUUUGGCCUCACUGUCAAUCGCUUAAGUCGCAAAUUGAAUAUGUAUUUAUUGGCGUUCCCUCAUAUGCUUUUUUGGAUCUUAAACUAUUUUGUACAAAACGUAGAGUAUCUCUAUGCAGGACGCUUCUUCGCCGGUGUCACCAGUGGCGGUUUGUUCGUUAUAGCGCCGAUUUUCCUUAGUGAAAUCCUAGAUAAAAACAUUCGUGGCGCACUCAUGUCCAUGGGCAUGAUGUUUCUUAGUUGCGGUGUAUUAAUUGGCUUUAUACUACCCACAAAAGUCGACUACUAUUUAACACCGUGUAUUGCGGUGGCGCUACCCAUAAUUUACGUUGUAGUGUUUUGCUUCUUCCCGGAAACACCACAAAGCCUCCUGAAGAGUGGCCGUCUGUCUGAAGCGGAGGCAGCUUUCAAUUUCUACAAAGGCAUUAACAAUGAAAUUAAGCCGCAGAUGAGCAGGAGCGUUGAAGAAUCGAAAACAGCACGGGAAGUGCAAAGCGAAUUCGAAGAGUUGAAAACGAUCAUUUUAACAGGAAACGCGAACGUGCCUGUUAAAAUAGAUGACUUUUUUGAAAGGUCAGCACUCAAAGCAUUUGCUGACACAUUUGUGCUCUGCAUACUGUAUCAAUCGGGAAGCUUCGCUUUUCUCAACUACAUGACUUCAAUAUUUGCCGCUUCGGGCUCCACAAUGGAUCCAUAUUUCUCUACCACAAUUGUGGGCGUAUCGCAUAUAUGUGGUACGUUUUUCGCCACCGUUUUCGUGGAGCGAUUUGGUAGAAGAGCUCUGUUGUUUUCUUCCACGACUGCUAUGAUUCUUGGCAUGUUCGGGUUCGGCGCUUUUGUACAGUUAACCGAUGCGACCACGAAAGCUCAAUAUGAUUGGGCACCACUUAUUUUUAUGGUUGCAGUGGUUUUCACUUCGGCGUAUGGACUUUUUGGAAACUUCUUCACCAUGGUGGUGGAAAUAUUGCCGGCGAAGAUCCGUACCCAGGCCUUAUCGAUUUCGAUGUGUUUUGUAAGCCUGUUAGUGUUCGUGAUCCUGAAGUUAUACCCAUAUUUUCUUUUCGAAUUGGGUAUUCCCACCACAAUGUAUACAUCUGGGACAAUAUCUGUUGUUACCACCAUAUAUUUGUAUUUAUUGCUGCCAGAAACGAAAGGAAAAUCAAUGGACACAGACUAAAAACUAAUAUACAAAUUGGGCUUUGUAAAAUACUCCAACAAAAUGAAAUAAUUAAACA
Molecule: messenger RNA, 2822 nt
Organism: Bactrocera oleae (olive fruit fly)
Lineage: Eukaryota; Metazoa; Arthropoda; Insecta; Diptera; Tephritidae
Source: RefSeq, a predicted model, not a curated record